AUGGUGGACUGCCCAAUUUGCAGCAAAGGAGUAAAGGAAAAAGACAUAAAUAACCACAUCGACUCAGGAUGCCAAUCCUUCCUCGAAUCAAGUUCGCCGCCACUUACCCAACAAAACGGAAACUCCCAAAAGGCCUCCCUAUCGAACUUUUUCCAGACCCCAGCAGCAAAGCGAUCAGCAGCAUAUCCGACUCCGAAGGUAGAAUCUAGUCCAAGUCUGAGUAUCGCCGUGAAAACUGAGAGCAAUGGCACGUCUGCCACCACCCCAAGCCAGUCGCAGAGAAAACGUUCUUUUGAGGAUAUCGCCCCUAGCCCCUCUGUCAAGAAAGAGCAGGAAAGGGGGACAGAUAUAAAGGAAGAACCGCCUGCGAAGAAACCAAAGAUUACCGCGUUCCAAAAAGCCGCGCCGUUGGCAGAACGAAUGCGUCCGCGAUCGCUGGACGAAUGUAUUGGGCAAGAGUUAGUAGGGCCCCAAGGAGUGCUGCGGAGCUUGAUCGAGCAGGAUCGCGUGCCGUCCAUGAUACUGUGGGGUGGCGCUGGCACUGGGAAAACAACAAUAGCCAGGUGUAUAGCUUCCAUGGUUGGGAGUCGGUUUGUGGAGAUCAACAGUACGAGUUCUGGGGUAGCGGAUUGCAAGAAGAUAUUUGCGGAAGCAAGAGGAGAAUUGGGAUUAACGGGACGGAAAACGAUAUUAUUUUGCGACGAGAUUCAUCGGUUUACAAAGGCUCAGCAAGAUUGCUUUUUAGGACCUGUGGAGAAUGGACAGGUUACCUUGAUUGGAGCUACAACAGAAAACCCAUCCUUUAAAAUACAGAACGCGCUACUAUCACGGUGUCGGACUUUCACACUCCAAAAAUUGACGGAUGAAGAUAUCCUGCAAAUACUGGAAAGGGCUCUUGGGGCUGAGGGGCAAGAUGUCCCUGGGAAUUUGAUAGAUUCGGAGUUUAUGAAGUACUUAUCUUCAUUCUCAGACGGAGAUGCUCGCACGGCUCUCAAUCUCUUGGAAUUAGCCAUGUCAUUAUCAAACCGGCCUUCAAUCACAAAAGAAGAAAUCAAGGCUGCUUUGACAAAGACAUUGGUAUAUGACAGAGCUGGAGACCAGCACUAUGAUACCAUAUCGGCAUUUCAUAAGUCGGUACGAGGCAGUGAUCCAGACGCUGCUCUCUACUACUUGGCCCGGAUGCUGCAAUCUGGCGAAGAUCCAUUAUACGUUGCCCGCAGGAUGGUAGUCAUAGCCUCUGAAGAUGUCGGACUCGCAGACAAUAGCAUGCUUUCCCUGGCAACCAGCGCCUACACAGCCGCAGAGAAAAUAGGCAUGCCGGAAUGCCGCAUCGCUUUGGCACAUGCAACGGUAGCAUUGUGUCUAGCGCCCAAAAGCACUCGCGCAUAUCGCGGCCUGAAUAAUGCCUAUGCUGCCCUGAGAGAACCAGGUGUAGCGAGCCUGCCAAUACCGAUACAUUUGCGGAAUGCUCCAACGAAGUUAAUGAAGGAACUAGGCUACGGGGAUCAGUACAAGUAUAAUCCUAAUUAUAAGGAAGGGAAGGUCGUACAGGAGUACUUGCCGGACCAAAUGCAGGGACGAACUUUUUUGGAGGAUAGGGAUUUGGGAACGGAGAUUGAUCCUGGUGCCUGGCGUUGA
This is a messenger RNA of Lachnellula hyalina, 1638 nucleotides long. Its product is annotated as ATPase WRNIP1-like protein. Gene Ontology annotation, molecular function: DNA binding; ATP binding; single-stranded DNA helicase activity. The record is from RefSeq and is a predicted model, not a curated record. NCBI's taxonomy places the organism in Eukaryota, Fungi, Ascomycota, Leotiomycetes, Helotiales, Lachnaceae. Bases 1 to 1638 code for a protein of 545 amino acids. The transcript has 2 exons. Gene Ontology annotation, biological process: DNA repair; regulation of DNA repair; DNA-templated DNA replication. Gene Ontology annotation, cellular component: nucleus.